AUGGCAUACGUGCUGCAGAAAUUGUUCCAUGGCUACAAUCAGUUUAUAGUGGAUCAUCGAGAUAAUCGCAGCGUCGAUCUCCCACUGUUGAACUCAACCUGGCAGAUUCCGGCGAUUGUGACGAUCUAUCUGGUGGCGGUGCUGAAUGUUGGACCACGUUUCAUGCAGAAUCGGAAACCCUACGACCUGCGGCUUCUCAUACGAGGAUACAAUAUAGUACAGGUUGCGGCGAACAGUGCAUUCUUUCUAGCGGAGGUUUAUCUUCUAUCUCGACGAACUGACUUCUCGUACAGCUGCCAACCGGUAAACUAUUCCCCCACCCGACAUGGCUACGAAGAAAUGUACCUGUCCUACGCCUAUCUGUUGCUUAAGGUUAUGGAUCUGGCCGACACGAUGUUCUUCGUUUUGCGCAAGAAACAAUCGCACGUGUCAUUCCUGCACGUGUACCAUCACGCCAUUAUGGUUCUGAUGACCUACUGUGGAGUACUGUUUGUACCAGGUGGUCACAUCUUCCUGCUGGGCCUAUGGAACACUUUAGUCCACGCAGUAAUGUAUCUUUACUACUAUCUAUCGUCCUUUAAAUCCCCGCUGGCAGCCCGGUUCAAGAUGUACCUCACCCGGAUGCAGCUGCUGCAGUUCAUUCACCUCGGAAUUCACUUCGGCCGACCGGCCCUGCUAGGAAUUGACUGUGGCUUUCCGCAGCUGUGGCACUGGAUCGGCUUCGGGCAGGCGAUUUUCAUUCUAGCCAUGUUCACCGAUUUCUACAUUAAAUCGUACGUGGUGAAGUCCAAAAAAGCAUGA
Sabethes cyaneus is the source of this 801-nucleotide messenger RNA. RefSeq names its product elongation of very long chain fatty acids protein 4-like. Gene Ontology annotation, cellular component: endoplasmic reticulum membrane. Gene Ontology annotation, molecular function: fatty acid elongase activity. Lineage: Eukaryota; Metazoa; Arthropoda; Insecta; Diptera; Culicidae. The record is from RefSeq and is a predicted model, not a curated record. Bases 1 to 801 code for a protein of 266 amino acids. The transcript is spliced from 4 exons. Gene Ontology annotation, biological process: fatty acid elongation, polyunsaturated fatty acid; fatty acid elongation, saturated fatty acid; very long-chain fatty acid biosynthetic process.